AGCAGUCAAAAGGCGGCCACGCGUACCAGGCAGGGUGCUAGCACCAAGUUGUGAUAGCGCUGCACACUCUCAGCAGCGCAAUCCAUCCGUGCGACUCCUAGCAUUGCAGGAGCCAGCAGCCACUACUGCUAGAGUGCAGCAAUAUGCGGCGCCUCUACCGACCCCUGCUCGCGGCAGCCUCGUCGUCGCGGUGCCAUGUCGUCUCGAUGGCGUCGGCAGCCAGUACGGCCGGCAUCAUCGCGUCGGGCGUCGCCGCGCCGCUCGCCGCGCUGUACGUAGGGCAGCGCAGCGUGAUCUACCCGCGACCACCGGUCUACGACGAUGCGAAGGCCUACGGAGGCGAGCAUGCCGAAAUCGUGCGCGCCGACGGCGUCGUGGGCCUGUUCGUGCCCCCGCCAAAGGCCGACGAGCAGAUCGUCGCUCUCUAUUUCCACGGCAACGCGGAUCAAAUAACCUGGGGCGGCGCGAUGAUAGGCCAAGCGCUGCGUUCGCGGGGCAUCGGCACGUUCGCCGCGGAAUAUCCGGGGUAUGGCCUCGCCGACGGCGACCCGACCGAGGCGUCGAUCACGCAAGCCGCGGAGGCGGCGCUGCGGGCCGUCAAGGAACUUCGGCCCGAGGCGAAGAUCGCGCUCGUCGGCCAGUCGAUCGGCUGCGCGCCGGCGCUCGCCGUGGCCGCGGCGCAUGGCCUGCCCGUCGUUUUGAUCUCGCCCUUCACGAGCCUCGCGGCCAUGGCGUCGACGCUGUUGCCAUUCUUGCCACAGCGAGCUCUCCGGUUUCUUGUCAAGGAUAAAUUUGACAACGCCGCCCUGGCACCGAGCGUGUCGUCUCCCGUACUCGUGCUGCACGGCACUAAGGAUGAGAUCGUGCCGUUCACGAUGGGGAAAGCGAUGUCCGAGGCGCUCGCCGACGCGACCUUCGUUCCUCUGGAGAAGGCGGGUCACAACGACGUUCUGAGCCCGCCACAUGACCAAGUAGUCUUUGAUGCCAUCGAACGGUUCGCUCGCGGCCACUGCGGGGGCGGCUCGGACGUCGAGCACUACCGAGACGUCAUGACCAUGCUCCAGACCCGCUGGGCGGGACUCACGGCGGAAGCCAAGACUAAAAUGGCGGCCGUGAACGAAGACGCGACGCAACGCGAGGAGAGCAUGGCCGAGUUCAUGGCUACGUGGAGCGCCCACGCUGUCGACGGAAAGCUCACGCGAGACGGUUUCGUCGCCUUUAAUCGACGGCACCUCCAAAACAUCAAAGCGCGCCUCGGCUGGGCGCCGGACCUGACGACAGACGACUCCGAAAUGAUCUGGGAGGCGAUCCACGCCCUGAACCCGGACGACGGCGGCAUCGGCAUGGCUGACUACGGCCGGUAUCACACUGUGAUGAAACUGUAUAUCAACUAAUGUUAAUUUUAAACAAU
Molecule: messenger RNA, 1411 nt
Organism: Pelagomonas calceolata
Lineage: Eukaryota; Pelagophyceae; Pelagomonadales; Pelagomonadaceae
Source: the annotation of a GenBank genome assembly